AUGUCUCGUCACCAGCCCUACGUUGAUCCUGGCGAAAUCCACCAGGCCAUUGGAUCGGACUACUCGAGGUGUCACGCCACCCUCCCAGCGGAGGGCUUGCCGUCAUACACCCCGAACCCUCAGGAGCUCACUCCUCCGACCGGAUAUCCCAGGCCAGAUGCGUCGGCCUGCGGAGUCUAUAGCGCUGACCCAGGGCAGGAAAGCUAUGCAAGCUACGCCUAUCCGCCAUAUACGCCAGAAAUGUCACCGCUGGCGAUGGCAGGCAUGGACGAUGCCAUCUCCACUCGCAAUGGGUUGAACAUCUCGAGGAGACUGCGCUCUGCCGACUCCCACCAUGUUAGGCCAGGCGGGGUCGAGAAGAGGCGCAAGCCGGCAAAAAGCGGAACAAAACAGGUGUCGCUGAAGAAGCACAUCUCGCUGCAGCGGCCCCUAAGCGAGGUCAUGGAACAGACUGGCAACGUCGAAGUCUCUGAUGUCUUCAACCAUGUUCACCGCCCAAAUGACGUACGAAUGGAUGAGGCGUCGAAAGAGGGCAAAAUCAAGAGGCCUCUGAACGCAUUCCUGCUAUACCGCAAGCACGUCAUUGGCUAUGUGAAGAAGGAGCUUUUGGGCGAGGAGAACAAGAACAACCAACAGCUUGUGUCUCGAAUCUGCGGCGACUCGUGGAAGAUGGAGACGGACGAGGUCAAGAGCAACUUCAAGAAACUAGCACAGGCGGAGAAGACCAGGCACGGGCAGGCGUUCCCAACUUACAAGUACACCCCGAAUACAGGCAAGAAACGGGACACCGACGACAUCCGCAAGCCGGAGCGGAGCAAGUCGGCGGGCAGCGGCAUCAGGCCCGCCACGGCGUCUAGCGUCGGAGAACGCUUCGGGACAUCAUCGCCUCACAUGGCCGGGACGGGCCAAUACAACUUUGGGUUGCGUUCCGAAGCAGCGAUCAUGGCACAGCGAGGCCUGUACGGCGAGGACGCAUACGGCAACAUGCAACCUCUCGCUACGCUCUAUGGACAACACUAUCCUGGUCAGCAAGUGUUGUUUGCAAUGCCUGAACUUGGACACGGAUGGAGCCAGGAGUUGCCGCCGGUCGGCAGCUGCGCGUCUGAGCCGCAUUCACAGGUCGAACUGCCAAUGAACGCACAUCUGCGCGGGAUUCCGAGCUCUUCCGCGAACCUUUACAUCGACCCGUCGCUGUUACCGGGAAUGGGAGAGGCGGCACACCAGUUGCUUCCUCGUGAAGACGGGCUGCAAGGCCACCACGUGUGGCAGACAUACAGAGAGACGGCUGACGGCAUGAUGGCCGUGAUGCCAGACCUGGAUGUCAAUGGCGCGCACAACGCAUACCUCAGGGGAGGGCAAGAAGACUGGCACGUUGAGCCACUCGACGACACGAGUCAUUUCAGCGACUGGAUGGCGCAGGAAGAUAAUAGCGCAGGAACCUAA
Messenger RNA from Hirsutella rhossiliensis, 1443 nucleotides. RefSeq names its product HMG (high mobility group) box domain-containing protein. Gene Ontology annotation, cellular component: nucleus. Bases 1 to 1443 code for a protein of 480 amino acids. Gene Ontology annotation, biological process: regulation of transcription by RNA polymerase II. The transcript has 3 exons. The record is from RefSeq and is a predicted model, not a curated record. Gene Ontology annotation, molecular function: DNA-binding transcription factor activity, RNA polymerase II-specific; RNA polymerase II cis-regulatory region sequence-specific DNA binding. Lineage: Eukaryota; Fungi; Ascomycota; Sordariomycetes; Hypocreales; Ophiocordycipitaceae.